Molecule: messenger RNA, 1218 nt
Organism: Plasmodium gaboni
Lineage: Eukaryota; Apicomplexa; Aconoidasida; Haemosporida; Plasmodiidae
Product: putative exported protein
Exons: 2
Coding region: 1-1218 (405 amino acids)
Source: RefSeq, a predicted model, not a curated record
AUGCAUUUAACAUAUUUAAAAAUAUUAUUUUUCUCUUUAUUUUUAGAUACAUUUAUAUCUUCACACACGAACAUUCCUAGAACUAAUAAUGCUCCUCCCAAAAAUGUUGCUAUAAAUAUAUCACCUGUAGGACCAAUUCCAGAUGUAAUAACACUAGAUUAUAUAAAAGAAAAUCUUGAAGAAAUUCAACUAAUUAAAGAUAUAAUAAUCAGAGAAAAAUUAAAAAAACUAAAAUUAUUAAAAAAAAAAUGUAAAAAAAAUAAAAAAGAUAAAGAAAUAAAAAAAGAAAUUGAAAUUUUAGAAAGAGAAAUAAUGGAUACAAGAAAAUUAUGUAAUCACUAUAUAAAAGAUGAAAUUAAAGAAAUUAAAUCAAUAAAAGAUCAAAUCAUAAAGGAAAAAAUAGAAAAUGAUAGAUGGAAAAAAGAUUUAUUAAUUGAUUAUGAAUUGAAAAGACUUAUGUUCAAACCAGAUAUUACACGAUUAAAUAAAUUAUAUGAAGAAUAUCUAAAGGAAGAAUUAAGAAUUGCAAAAUUGAAAGAUAAUAUAUUUAAAAUAUACCAAUUUAUUUUAUAUUUAAUACCUAAUACAAUAUACUAUACUAUUAAAUUUAUAAAUAAUAUUCCAGAAGUAGAGUUAUCACUUCCAAUGUUUUUUAAAAUAAAAAAAAGGAAAAGUAAAUCAUUUUUAGAACUAUGGAAUUCUUUAUACGAAAUAUUGGAAGAAAAAGUUCAUAAGUAUCAAAUUGGAGGAUAUGUAUUUGGAUUUGGUUUAUUAGCAGGCAUAGGAAAAUCUAUACACUCAAUUGUUGCAACACCUGCUGUCUGCAUUAAAUAUGCAACUUUGGUUGUUAAUUAUUCUACCUUUAAAACUAAAUGUGCCAGUAUUCUUGCGGCAUCAUGUAAUGCUCUUUCAACAUCUACAAAAUCCAUGAUUUGCCAUGAAAAAUUACAAAUGAUGAAUAUUGCCUGCACUACAGCAACAGCUUCUCCAGAUCCUGCCACAAAAGUAGUAGCUAUAAUAAUAAUUGUUAUACUUGUUAUAAUACUCUUAGUAUUUUUAUAUUACUUAAUUAAAAAAUCAGGUAUUUUAGAAAAUGAACAUGUUCAAAAGGUAAUUGUUCCUAUUCAAACAUUUUUUAAUAAAUAUAUAACUAAAAAGAAAAAUUACUUUAAAGAUAUGUUAUAUUAUAUAAAACCAUUAAAAACAAAUACGCAAUAA